GCAUAUCUCAUUUUCUGUUUUAUUCAAAAAAAUAAAUUAAAAUUCCUAAACCGUCUGACAGCAUGUAGUCCAUAGUAUGAAUUGAUCUCAAGUAUGGAUUACGCCAAACUUAGUAGCUAUCGACACGCCGAUCCUUUAAAAGUGCGUCAAGUUUGGGAUGCUUUUGGUGUACUUAAAUCCCACCGACUAGCAGUACCAGCAGACAAAAUUAGCAAAAUUCUUCGCAAAACAUUGGAUCUAAAAGAUGAUCAAAUAAGGUUACUCCUUGAUGAAAUUGAAGGUGAUGGAUUAAUUGAAAAAAUAGAGCCUCCGUUCGGUAAAAAUGGUAUGGUUCGUUACCAGCUUCCUGACUUUUCAAAACAGCAUCCUAGAGGCAAACAUGAUUGGUAUUGCUUCCAGUGCCAUAGACCUGGUGAAGUUUUACGCUGUCUUGAUUGUUUCCGUGUAUAUCAUUCUGAUUGUGUUCAAGAAGCAUCUGGUCCUAAUAGUCCAUCAAGAAAGUCUAUGCGUUCACCAACUCUUCAUGAUGGGCAGGAAGAUAAUUUUACUUGUCCUGUAUGCGAAUCUCGACCGAAAUGUGAAUUCUCCCGCAAGCAGAUAAGGAAGCUAUUGGAAUUUGCAACCCAUCAAUUGAGGAAGCAGCCAUUGUGGAAAACAUUUAUUCAAGUUGGGUAUAAAGGUGAAAUAACAAAAAAUGAGUACCUUGUGUAUAAGUACACUGAUCUAGAGUUAUUGCAACGCAAGAUAAAAGAUGGUCGGUAUGCUGCUUUAGAGGAAUUUUCUAUGGAUGUACAAUUGCUUGUUCAUGAUGUCUGCAUUCUUCAUGGCCCUUAUAGUAAUCAAGCCGAUGAGAUACGAUUUUUCUUUCGAUCUGUUAAUACAGAAUUAAAUGAAAUCCAAUUGUGUACUGACUGUUAUAUCAACGCUAAGGCUCGUGUUACAGACUGGAUUAGUAAACCCUGCAAACCACGUCAUGAAUUGAUAUGGGCACGUAAUCGCACAUCAGCAGGGGCUGGCUUGUUCAACGAUACUUCAGUCUCUCAAUUCUAUUGGCCUGCAAAAGUUUUGUUGGAACGCGAUGACGGAUAUGAGAUACGCUUCUUUGGAGGCUCCCAUGAGCGGAUGUUCGUAAAGAAAGCCCAUACUCGUGCUUUUCACCUCCCAGCUGAUGAAGUUGGUGUACUUCGACGUUCAAACGCGACAGGUGCGAUCUCAGGUGGAGGAUUUGAACGAGCUUGGAAUGAAGUUAGUAAAUUACAAGCUAACAUCGAUAGUGGAUAUUACACACAUUCUUCUGGUGAAAGCGAUCUUCCCCCAUCUGAUGAUGAUUACUCUGACGAAAUGUAUCUUGGUCCGCGGCGUAAAACCGUCAUCCAAAGCCAACGUUCACAUCGUGCAGAUAGUCCUAGAUCGUCUCUUACUUCUGGUAAUACCAAGGCUAACAAAAGGAGGCGUCACACUUCUUCAAGCAGUCAUCAAACGACUACUAGUGAUACUCCUACUGGUGGCUCACCCACUCGUGAUGUCUCACCAUGUACUCAUGGUGGCAAGCACUUCAGAACCCAUGGUCUCUUGCUUAAUUCACACACCGAUCUUACUGACAAAAAAUUGGCGAGUAAUCGUCUUCCAAUGCCGGUUGUUCAACCCGGUACUCCGGGCGCUGCAGCUAUAUCCGCCUUAGCAGAGACAAAAGCAGCUAUGGCAGCUGCAGUUGGGUCUGGUCGUAGGCCCGCUGGAUCAUUUACUGCUGACCUCUUAUCUUUAACUCAUCGUGAGCAUGAUAAACCUUAUCGAAAACAAUCAAAAGAAAAUCAUUCAAACGUUCCGAUACGUGGUCAACGGGGUCGAGGGAGACCCCCUCUCCGAGAUAGCAAGGGAAGACCUAUUCGGCGGCGUAAAUACCGAAGUUCGUCUUCGUCAUCCCAUUCUUCAGAUAGCCCAUCUUCAUCUGUUUCAUCAGGUUCCUUGUCAGGAGUAGAUGUUCCUCGCACCGCAAAUAAUAGUUCUCAAAACAACUGGUGUUCUAAUUCCUCUACUGAUUGGAAAGUUAGAAAGACUGAAAUGCCACGUCGUGGACGUCCACCUAAAUCUAGAGGUCGUGUAAAAGCUGUUAACGAUGUUGUUCGUUCAAGUUGGUGUUCACCAACAGCUGAGAGUUCAGAUGCUGAAGGCAAUUCAGAAUUGUGGACGAAAUCGGGUUCUUCAAAUGUUAUAAAACCUAGUCCAACUCGAGGACGACCGAAGUUAGCUGCCUCAAAUAGCUCUCUUAAUCGUAUUGAAGAUGCUAAAAGAAAACGGUUAACGAUUCCAAAUAAAAAUUCGACUCAAGAUACAGCGAAUUCCGGAGGUAAACGUUCUAAAAGGUAUUCCAAACAAAUGGAUAGUUUUGGUAAUGUUCGAGAUGAAGAUGACGAGCUAACUGACCGAUGUGAUUCUCCCAUUGGAAACGACAGUCAGAAUUUGAGGCACUCGAAUAACUAUCGUUGGCAUUCGCAUCAUUCAUCAAGUGUUUACAACACAUCGGGUACACCUGUUUCUUCAAUGAGAAAAUCUGGAACUAAUGAUUCGAGUAUCCAUAAAACAUCACCAUCUAAGAAGGCAUCUACUGCUAAACAGCGUUCUUCUCAUUCUAGCAAUUAUAGUACAUGCUCUUCACCUUCUUCUUCUGAUAUGGAUGACAACGAUGAAAGUGGACGCAGACAUCGUAAUAUUGUCAAAGUUGACGAUGAAGAUGAUGACCGUAGAUUCCGUAGUCCAACUCGUAGUGGUUCAAGCAACAAGGAUAGAACUUCUGGAGCAAGCAGUACAAUGUUACGUCGACCACCAUUCGCUCCUCCUUUGAGUACAUCUGGAUCCAUUAGUAAUUUGAACGCUACUAAUGAUCGAAACAGUCUAUCUACUGCUACAAACUUAUUUUCUAAUACUGGCCAAAAUCUUUUUUCUCCAUGCAAUGAUUCUGUUGUUACAAUAAAUUCUUCAGUGAAUUCAGGAACUUCAUCCACUAAUAACAGACUAAGUGGUUCCGUUCAUCCUACUACAUCUAAUGCUAAUCUUUCUUCACAUUUUAUAUCUUCAGGUGCCUUGUCUAGCAAUUCAAAUAAUGUUGCCACUACUCCCGGAAUGUCUACUCUCCCACGUUCACACUUACCGCCAAAUAAACGUGCUGCUGCUGCAGCUACAGCAGCAGCUCUAAACAGAGACUCAGUUGGAGGAGGAGUAAAUGAUGUUUCAAAUGAAACUAAUCAACGUCAAGCUUCUGUGAAAAGUCCUGAACUUUCUGUGACAUCCUCUCCGAGAAAACAACUUCAUAAAGGAAUCCAGACCCCAGCCAGUAUGGAAAUACCGAUAUUAUCUCAACAACCAUGUUCACAGUGUAAAGAACGUGAAGCAGAACGGUUGGCUGCAGCUAAUGAUACUAAAAGAGCUUUGCGAGAACUCGAAGAAAAACUCAUAGCUCAAUUUAAAGAAGAGAAAGCUACCGCUUUACAUUCAGCUCUUGAACAAGCUCAAGCCAGUGCUCGUGAGGCUAUUGAACAUGAACGUAAAUUAGCUCAUGAUGCUUUGGAAGCUGCUGAGGCGAGAUUUGCAGAAGUUAUUGUUCAGACUAAACGUCGACAGUGGUGUCGUAAUUGUCUUACGGAGGCUAUCUAUCAUUGUUGUUGGAAUACUUCGUACUGUAGUACACAUUGCCAACAUGAGCAUUGGCAAAGAGAACAUAAAAGUCAGUGUCGUAGAAAACGAUGAUUUUCAAUCAUACUCAUACCUUAUAUAUAUAUAUAUCAAUCUUGUAUAUAAUCUUGUUAUUUUGUCUAUUUCACAUACAUGUACAUUACUUUUACCCUUGUUAUAAUUAUAAUCAUUUUCAAUUAUCCUUUCUUAUUAUAUACAAAUUAAUUAAAUCGUAAUAAUUCAGCUUUAAAAAUAAAGUCGUACAUUGCAUAGCCACUAUUAAUACUCGUUUGUGUUUAUGUGUGUAUGAUCUAUUUUCAAUUUACUUUCUUUCUUCUAACUUGCGUUUACUUAAAAUUGUAGUCUUAUUGUGACUGCUUUUUUAUUCUUGUAUUAUAGUCGUUUUAAUUUCUUUUCUCAUCGUUAUAUUUAUUUAUUGAAAUAUAAGUUUUCAUGUGUUGUACAGUACUAUCUAUUCAUUUGUAUAUGAUUGAUGUGUAGAAUACACCUAUUUUCAAUUAUCUUCUAUUAGACAUCACUGAUACAUAUCAAAUACAUUGAAGUUUUAUUCAAUCUGAAUUAAGUUAUUUCUUUUUCAAAAAUGACACUUUCUACACAUUUUAGCGGGCGUCGUAUUGUAUUCACUUCUGAUAAAUACUGGUGUUUCACUUCUAUACAAAUAUACAUAUAUAUUGAUCAA
Molecule: messenger RNA, 4369 nt
Organism: Schistosoma intercalatum
Lineage: Eukaryota; Metazoa; Platyhelminthes; Trematoda; Strigeidida; Schistosomatidae
Source: the annotation of a GenBank genome assembly